Molecule: messenger RNA, 1089 nt
Organism: Striga hermonthica
Lineage: Eukaryota; Viridiplantae; Streptophyta; Magnoliopsida; Lamiales; Orobanchaceae
Source: the annotation of a GenBank genome assembly
AUGAAGGCCCCAUCCCCGGGGGGACUCACGUCAUGCAGAACAGGCAACCCGAUCGACGACUGCUGGCGGUGCGACCCUGAAUGGGAGACCAACCGCAAAGUCCUCGCCGACUGCGCCAUUGGCUUCGGCCGCAACGCCACCGGCGGCCGCGACGGCGACUUCUACGUCGUCACGUCCCCCAACGACGACCCCAAGAGCCCCACCCAAGGCACCCUCCGCCAUGCCGUCAUCCAAGAUGCUCCUCUUUGGAUCAUAUUCGACCGAGACAUGACAAUACAACUAAACCAAGAGCUUAUCAUGAACUCCUACAAGACCAUCGACGGCCGGGGCUUCAGCAUCGAGAUAUCUCACGGGCCUUGCAUAACGAUACAAGGCGUCACUAAUGUCAUCAUACAUGGUAUUUAUAUACAUAAUUGUGUCCCCGCAGGAAAUGCAGUCGUGGUCGAUAGGCCCGGUCAUUAUCAGUUGAGGGGAGAAUCGGAUGGAGAUGGAAUAUCGGUGUUUGGGGCUCGUGAUGUGUGGAUCGACCAUUGUACGAUGUCUUCGUGCCGUGACGGGCUUAUCGAUAUAGUUUCUGGGUCAACUGCAAUAACAAUUUCGAACAAUUAUAUGUUUGAGCAUAACGAGGUUAUGCUGAUGGGGCACAACGAUGAUUAUGUGGCGGACCGGAAUAUGCAGGUCACCAUCGCUUUUAAUUACUUCGGAAAAGGUUUGAUCCAGAGGAUUCCCAGGUGUAGACAUGGGUACUUCCACAUUGUGAACAAUGUGUACACUGGUUGGGGAAUGUACGCGAUUGGCGGAAGUGCAAAUCCUACGAUCAAUAGCCAGAGCAAUGUUUUCAUUGCAUCGGGUGAUACAAAAGAGGUGACUAAACACGAAACCCCUCCGGGAGACAACGAGUGGAAGAAGUGGAAUUGGAGAUCGGACGGUGAUCUACUGAUGAACGGGGCCCACUUCACGACUUCCGGAAACAGGACUUCGGAGAGCUACAUAAAAGCUUCGAGCAUGGUUGCGAGACCAGCCUCGCUUUUAACUAGAAUUGUACCAUCUGCAGGUGUUCUCAACUGCAAGUUAGGCCAACUCUGCUAG